This is a messenger RNA of Alternaria rosae, 1458 nucleotides long. RefSeq lists its product as uncharacterized. NCBI's taxonomy places the organism in Eukaryota, Fungi, Ascomycota, Dothideomycetes, Pleosporales, Pleosporaceae. The transcript is spliced from 2 exons. Gene Ontology annotation, cellular component: COP9 signalosome. The record is from RefSeq and is a predicted model, not a curated record. The coding region runs from base 143 to 1045 and encodes 300 amino acids.
CAAAGGGCAAAAAGAAAAGGUGUCUAUUCAACUCCCUUUGUGGAAUCGAACGGUUGAAUGAAUGGAAGUCCGAGCGUAGAGGCGGGUGGGGUUGAGUCGCGGGGCAGUCGCGACCGACCGCGAUUGCCAAGACGUACCUCACAUGCAGCUGCCUGCUCGCCUUCCACUAUCGAUAGACAGCUACAUUGAAACCAACCUUCUAACACUCCAGAAACUAUUGCAUAUUCAACAAUCCAACAUGGAGCAAACCAAGGCCCUUAAUGCUCUCGAGCCCUUCCUUGCCCUCAGCAAAUCCGCGACUUCUCCACGAGCAGCAUCGGACUUGAUCGUACAAGCCACCAGCGCGCCCAACACAUACGUAUUCGCCGAACUCCUACAGACACCGAACAUUCAGAAUCUACGGAGUUCAGAAGAGUAUGCUUCGUAUCUUACCUUGCUCGAGAUCUUCGCCUGGGGAACCUGGGAAGAUUACAAGGCUCAAGCAAAUCUCCCCAAACUCUCAGCACAGCAACACCAGAAGCUCUUGCUACUUUCAUUACUGCCGCUCUCGCACUCACAUGCCACCCUCACCUACAAACAUCUCAUGACAGCGCUCGAGCUGCCCACCACCCGCGCUCUCGAGGAGCUCAUCACCACUGCCAUCUACUCCGGCCUGAUCACCGCGACUCUCGAUCCCGCACACUCCCUCGUCUCCGUGACAUCCAUCUCGCCACUGCGCGACCUCGCACCAGGAUCCCUCCCCGCACUUCAAAACACUCUACAGUCAUGGUCACAACGGUGCGAUUCUGCUCUAGCAGAUCUGGAGGCACAGGUUGCAAAGGUCAAGAAGGAGGCGUUGGAUCGAGAGAAGAUGCGUCGGAAGAAGGAGCGGGCCUUUGAGGCAGUCAUGACGGUCGGUGACGAGAAGAACACUGGCAAGCGGAAUCUGAUGGGUAUGGGUGGUGAUGACGCUAUGGAGAUUGAUGAGGAUAGUAGCGGCAGGACCACAAGGGGCACUAAGAGGGGUCCUGGAGGGUUCAGCUUCGGUGGCUCUGGAAGGCGUUAAGGGGAUGGUGUGUGUAGUAUCUCAAUAUACUGCAACACGCCACGUCCUCAUAACCGUGAUUCACAAUUCCUCAGGGCCAUCUAGCCUGGGAAAUCAAUGUAGUCAUAGCCUGGAGGGUUCGCUGAGGACUGCAGGACUCCACAAAAAAUGCAGCCUCGGGAGUUGGUUGUGAUAGAUACAUUCAAGACUACGACAAAGGAGACUUGAUGGGAAAGCCAGGAGCACCAGCAAGCCCUCCAUGGCCCCAUAUAGCGAUGGGAGCAACCAUCACUCCUCACACGGGGAAGUAUGAAGCACAAUAAUGGAAACAAGAACACCACAAACCACAAACACCCAUCUUGAAAAUCUGAACAUGAUGGAUUAUGACUAUAUGCCGUGCAUGCCUUGUUGCCCAUCCAUCCAAAACCCUUCCA